Messenger RNA from Rhineura floridana, 6583 nucleotides. It is a transcript of the gene AKT2, whose product is annotated as AKT serine/threonine kinase 2. The transcript is spliced from 14 exons. Gene Ontology annotation, molecular function: protein serine/threonine kinase activity; ATP binding. The record is from RefSeq and is a predicted model, not a curated record. Gene Ontology annotation, biological process: protein phosphorylation. Lineage: Eukaryota; Metazoa; Chordata; Lepidosauria; Squamata; Rhineuridae. Bases 319 to 1764 code for a protein of 481 amino acids.
CCUGGGCUGCUACAGCCGCGCCUGCGCACCACAGCUGAAGGUGUUGGCGGCGGCGGGGGCUAUUUCAUCUUCUAGUCGCGCCCCCUCCGCGUGCGCGCAUCCAGCGCCCAAACACGCCCCGGCCGCCGCCGCCCCUCCCCCCUCCUUCCUGCAUGCGUGGGCCGCUGGGGGCGGGGUUUCCGGGAGCGUCGGGCCUGACACGGCGGCGAGGAUGGCUCUGAGGGGGCGCCGGUAGCGGCGGCGGCAGCAGGUCAUCCGUCCACCCACAGCUCAGCUGGCGGAAUCUAGCCCCCAUCAGCUCAAAACUUCCACGUCAACAUGAACGAGGUGUCGGUUGUCAAGGAGGGUUGGCUACACAAGAGAGGCGAAUACAUCAAAACCUGGAGACCCAGGUACUUCCUCCUGAAGAGCGAUGGGUCUUUCAUUGGGUACAAGGAGAAGCCAGAGAUGUCUGACCACAGCCUGCCCCCUUUGAACGACUUCUCUGUGGCAGAAUGCCAGCUGAUGAAAGUUGAGCGGCCGCGGCCCAACACCUUCAUCAUCCGCUGUUUGCAGUGGACGACUGUCAUUGAGAGGACGUUCCAUGUGGACUCUCCUGAUGAGCGGGAGGAGUGGAUCCGGGCCAUUCAGAUGGUUGCCAACAGCUUAAAGAACCAGGAGCCAGAAGAGGACAGGAUGGACUACAAGUGUGGCUCCCCCAGUGACAGCACAGGGGCCGAGGAGAUGGAGGUGGCAGUGACCAAGACCCGGACCAAGGCGACCAUGAAUGACUUUGACUAUCUGAAGCUCCUUGGGAAGGGCACUUUUGGGAAGGUCAUCCUCGUGCGGGAAAAAGCCACCGGGCGCUACUAUGCCAUGAAGAUCCUGCGCAAAGAAGUCAUCAUUGCCAAGGACGAAGUGGCUCACACUGUCACAGAGAGCAGAGUCCUGCAGAACACGAGGCAUCCCUUCCUCACGGCACUGAAAUAUGCAUUCCAGACCAACGAUCGCCUCUGCUUCGUGAUGGAGUAUGCCAAUGGAGGGGAGCUGUUUUUCCACCUUUCAAGGGAGCGUGUCUUCACUGAGGAUCGUGCCCGUUUCUAUGGGGCUGAGAUUGUUUCUGCUUUGGAGUACCUGCACUCCCGGGACGUCGUUUACCGCGACAUCAAGCUGGAGAACCUCAUGCUGGAUAAAGAUGGACACAUAAAAAUCACAGACUUUGGGUUGUGUAAGGAGGGCAUCACUGAUGGCGCCACAAUGAAGACCUUCUGUGGGACACCAGAGUAUCUGGCCCCUGAGGUGCUGGAGGACAAUGAUUACGGGCGGGCCGUGGACUGGUGGGGCCUGGGUGUGGUCAUGUACGAGAUGAUGUGUGGGCGCCUCCCCUUCUACAACCAAGACCACGAGCGCCUCUUUGAGCUGAUCCUCAUGGAGGAGAUCCGCUUCCCACGCACGCUCAGCCCGGAGGCCAAGGCCCUGCUGGCCGGACUCCUCAAGAAGGAUCCGAAGCAGAGGUUGGGGGGCGGCCCCAACGAUGCCAAGGAGGUGAUGGAGCAUCGCUUUUUUGCUGCCAUUAACUGGCAGGACGCUGUUCAGAAAAAGCUCAUCCCACCCUUCAAGCCCCAGGUGACGUCUGAAAUCGACACUCGGUACUUUGAUGACGAGUUCACAGCUCAGUCAAUCACCAUCACCCCACCGGACCGAUAUGACAGCAUGGACUCCCUAGAGGCUGAUCAGAGGACCCACUUUCCCCAGUUCUCCUACUCGGCAAGCAUCCGGGAAUAGGGUGGCAGCGCUCCCCCUGCAGUGCCAGAGGGACAGCGGGACUCUCUGUGAGGGGAGGGUGCCCCUCAUCUCGCUGGUCCUGCGGCACCCCAACGUCUGGGGGCCAAGCUAACCUACCUGGGCCUGCCAGCCUCAGUCUCCCCCACUGGGCAGCAAGGGGGGUGUACUGCACUUCCCAACCAAGAGUUGCUUCUCCCCUCACAGCAUCCAGCUGAGCUUUACAUGAGGAUGGACGUGGGGAUAUUUUAAUCGACUUUAAAGGCUCUGUGGGGGCUGUUUUCGGAUGUUUGCUUGAAAAGCCUCUGGGUGAGAGAAGGGGGUCACCCUGGUGCCAGGACAUUUGUGAAGCCAGGGUGGGGGUGCGGGGGGUGGGGGGCCGUUGCAGGAAGAGGUCAGGAGCCUGUGGAACUCCUGGAGGAAAGAUCCGCUUGCACCAGCAAACUGACACGUGGCAUGCAAAGGCACAUCUUCUUGUCCAAGUGGGAGUGGUGCCUACAGCUCUGCCUGUUGGCCUUGGAGCCCCCUCCCCUCCCCUGCCAGGCCCAUUAAGCCAGGCUCUGUGAAGCAGCUGAGAGACUGGGUCUCCCAAGCAGUAGGACUGGGGGCAGGGAGGGAGGGAGCCUCGUCCUGACUUUGUUCUCCUUCAACACACAGCACCUUUGGAGAGAAGCUGUGCAGCGUUCCUGGGUCCUCCGCCGUUGGCUGCAGGGGCUGCUGGGGGGUGUAUGGAGGCCUCUCCCAGCACUGCUGCUUGUGUGGCCACCAAAGCAAUAAUGGCUCCCUUCAUGACUGCCUUAAGGUGAGGGCAGUGCGCACUCAGCGCCGAUUGCGGAGUGGGGCUCUCAUCACCAAGUGGUUUGUUUUCUAUAGCACAGCUGGCCUGGGCGUCCCAUGUCGGGGGCAGCAAUGCCUCCCCCCGCAGGUGCCUCCAUUGCUGCUGCCGCUGCCCGCCUCCUUCUGCUCUUCCAGCCUUAGCGUUACGUAGGUGCUGAUGUAGCUGUCUUGGGCAGAGGACACUUCCUGGUGCCAUAUGAUCAGCCGAGCACGGGGGGGGGGAGAAAGGGAAGCCCAGAGUUCCCUUUCCCAGCAGAUGUCGUUGACGUGGCUGCACCUCCAGAAGGGAGAAGCCUUGCUCGCUGCUUCCAACAUGGGGCGUUUGUGGUUGUGCAGCUGCUAGCGCUUUUGACUGCAGGUGAAACGUUGGCCUGCCUGGAGUAAGGAGGGGUCAGGCCCAAGCCCCUGUGGAUUCUAGCUCUUCAUGCCUCCAGCAAGUCUCUUCCCUGUUUGCAGGCACAGCAGAAGUCAUCCUCCCCUUCCCCCAUGGGCUGGCCCAGGGACAGCUGGCCUUUUAUGCUUUUUAGAACCAAAAUACUGGCUCCACUGCCCCCAGCCUCACUUGCAGGCUAGCAGUGCUGAGGAGGAUGGACGCAGCCCUCCAAAGCCACUUCCUGUCCAGCAGCAGCAGGGGCCACCUUCUCCUGAGGCAUUUCUGGUCCCGAUGAGCCCCCUUCUGGGCAGAAGUGCACCCUGACAGUGCCGUCUCUCCCAUUAGGCUGGAGGUUAAAACAGGCCAGAGCAGAUCUGCACGGUUGGCCUGAAGAGGCAGGAUUAGGAAGGCGUUAGUGCUGGCAGUGCAGGUUUCAGACCUUGGAGGCCUGCAGCUGGUGUGGAAGAAUCUCUUCUUCUGCCCCCCCCCCCAUUUCUACACCUUACUCCUGCUUGCUUUCUCACAUGCACACUUGCUCUGCCUGUUUCACAUGGGCACACCUUGCAAGAGAAACUCCAGUGCAGGUCGACUUGCAAGUAACUCCACAAGUGUCAGGGAGGCUCAUUCCUGGGUUGUGGUGGAGGAUCUCAGGCUUCCUGGCCUAACUCUGCUGCCUCGUGUUCUGUCCGGCCCACCGUGAAGGAAGUCACGCCUCCUCUGGCCCUUGGCAAAGGUUGAGGCUCCCUCAGCAGAGACAUUUGGUUGCUCUGGCAGUGCCUGCCUGAAAAAGAAAAGCACAGCCUGCCUCCUUGCCAAGAACUGGAUGGAUGGAGUGACCAGGGUGAGAAUGUUCCUUUGGCUUCCUGGUGAAAUCAGGGCCAGGGUAGGGCUUGGUCAUCCCAGGCCCAGUUCUUGGGGACUUGCUUGCUUCUGAGUCCAUGGGCAUCAGGCUGGCUGCCACACCCUCACUCCCUCCACCUCCGCUGCUGGCCAUGUGCCGUUUGGGGAAAGGCUUAUCUACACCAGACACAACAGAAUGGAAUAUAGGGUGAGGGGAAGCUGUUCAGAGUGGAAUUUGGGAGGUGUUCUUUCCUCAUCCCUUUCCAUAAUGAGUUGGGGGUGCAGUGUGUUGGCAGGGGGGAAGGGAGAGAGUAAAAGAGGCAGGCGCAGCUUGUACUUGGCUGCGGGGAGGAGCCUUUGGGGGGAGGAGUGGGUCCUGAUGUCCUGAAGCACCCGCCUGCAGAUUUAAGCAAGAAAAUGGGAGACGUUGUGAUGCCAAGUGGUCACCAAGCAGUCUGGUUGGCAGCAGGUUUUCCUCGGAGGUCUCCUCAGUCACAGACGUUGAAAGCAAGAAGCUGCUGCCUAGGAAUGUCUCUCCAGCAACUUCUGUUCUCCUGUUUGGGGGGGGGGGCUUUCUAGGAGCUUGCCUAGGAGAGUUUUGGGAAGCAAGAGUCGGAUCUUUCCCCCCACCAAAGGGGCUCCUUGUGGAGCAGGCCACGCUCUCUUGCCCAUGGCCUCUUGGGCUGCUGUCACAGUCAUUGGUCUCCAAAGGGCCACAGAUCCUUUGAGGAGUGAAAUAACCCCUGUCGUGAUUUCAGGCCAGAGAGCACCAGUCUUGCCAGAAGGGCUACAGCAGCCGAGCCUGUAAGUAUGCUACACCCUGCUGGACAGUGAGAAAAGUGCAGUUUGCCUUCCCCUCCAGGCUGAGUCUGGAACCCCUUGCCAUUGUUCCUUGUUGGGGGUUGUGUGUUAAGGGGGAGCCCUUCUGGCCCAACCCACCCUGGUGAACAGUGGCCAUGGCCAUUUUUCCCUGCCAGUCAGCAGCAAGCUUCCCAGGAGUGCUGUGUUACCCAGGAACCCCGUGCAGGUAGAGCUCUCUUGUUUCUGGGCUCAGGCUUGCCACAGUUACCAUGCAUCUACUCAAACUUCCAAUAUGGUGCUCCAGGGCAGCUGGUUCAGUGAAGACAAAAGGCAGAGGAGGUGCAGCUAAUAAGUGGGCUGAGCUGCUCUUGCAGGGCAGGCAGCGGGAGGAAAGGAGCAGGUAGGCCGCUGCUUUCUUGGUCACAGGGUGUGGGGCCAGCCCCCUGUUGUUACAACAGAGUUGCCUUUCUGGGGUCAGGCUCUAGCUCUCUGAACCGUGACUGCCUCUCUCCCCUCCUGGCCCCAGCUUUACAGGAAACAUUCCUGGGGUGCUUUCAGCAAGAUCCUGGUGAUCUUGGCUGGGGAUCCCUGUGCUAACCUCAUGCCGGUGGGCCUACCUGAUGUUCCCAUUUCUGUGCCCAGCUGCUGCUGCCUGUUUCAUCUGUGGGCUCUUGAUGCUAACCAAGUUUCCUCCUCCUCUAGUAUUACUGGAAGUAGGGGAGAUGUAUGUUUGAGUGCAAACUAUCAACUGGCCAUUCGCUCACAGAAAAGACGACCAAGUCUGAUGGAGCCCCCCCCCCAACAGGCCAGCUGAAUUUACUCAACUCUUGUGCCAUUAUGUGGGCUGCGGCCUACAAUGCCCUUCCCCAAAACACAACUUAAUGCCUAUAGUUCCUAUGGGUCCGAAAUAGAGGUGGAGCCUCAUCUCUUACCAGAGCCUCAGUGUGCAACAGACUCUGCAGCCAGUGGACAUGCUGUAUAUUGUUGAAGCCCCUCCACAGAGCAUUGGGUGGAAGCUUGUUCCACUUCUAUUCCUAAGCUGCGGUGGCUGUAGAUGUUACGUUAGCCUGAUGGCUUAACAGGCAGCAGGCUGCCUGGACCCAUAACCAGAGGGGGGGGGAGAGGAGCAUGCACUUGUAGUUGCUCCAGAGGGUGGCACUGACUUGCUCUUCUGCCAUCUCUGCCCUGUGAAACCAGCUUGCUGGCCCCAGGUGAGCGCAGGCUGGAACUGGCUCAGCACCUCUGCGUUCAUUCAUUUGGGGCAUGGGGUGCCUCCCUCCUCCCCCAAGCGUGGAGGGGGGCAGGUUUGGCUCUGGCGUCUGCUCCACACUCUGCUUGGCCUUUCAUUUCAACACGGGCCUUUGAUGUGCAUCUAACUCAGAAGUGCCAGCAGCUUUAGAGCCUCAAUUAGAUGCUUAUGGUUUUGAUGACUUCAGAAGCUUUUAUCCUUCAGGAAACAAAUUUUGGAUUGUAAGUAUAUAACAGAUAGGAAUUCUGUGACUCAAUUCUAUACAUGUCUGAAUUCAGGGGAAACCUGGAUAUAGAGAUGGGGUGGAGUGUUAAACACGCACGCACACACACAAUCUGGGGGGGGUUAAUAAAAGUAUUUGUUCACUUAGUUUUUGUAGUUGUGUUAGUUGAGGUUUAUUAACUUAAUACUGACCCUUGUUAGCAGCUUUAGAUGGAAACGGCUUUCACUGCUGUGCUGUGUUUCCUUCUGUAUUUUCUCUCCAGUGCCAAAAACCAGCCACAAUGGCACUUCUUGCUGGGGCUCUUGCCCGAGAUCAUGAAUUGAGUUUGUAAAAUAAGUUUUGCUCGAGAGGCGAGUCCUCCAGAGCAUCUUUUGUGAAAAGUGGCAGAGGAGCUCAAAGCCCAAGAACGCUUUGACCUUUUGUAAGCCUCGGAGGUGCCUUCCUCUGCCACCCUUGGAUUUCUACGGUACACAAGCAAUAAAGGAUUUUGUUUUCUUUC